Neolamprologus brichardi is the source of this 4116-nucleotide messenger RNA. RefSeq names its product chromosome 25 C12orf75 homolog (gene c25h12orf75). The record is from RefSeq and is a predicted model, not a curated record. Lineage: Eukaryota; Metazoa; Chordata; Actinopteri; Cichliformes; Cichlidae.
UCUCUCUUGUCAGUGAGUGUGGUGUGUGUGUAUAAAAGCCUCUCUCGCCAUGCUGUCACUUCACUCUGAGCUCUUCAUUGCAUCGCAGUAGGCAGGCACAAGGGUUGAAGACAGGGGAGGGGAUACAACCAAUGGAGGUCCCUGCUAGGCAUUUCCUUUGACCUUCCCUCCCUUUGUGCCUCUGUCACCUCUCCUGCCCACUUUCCCCUCUUCUCCCAAUGUGUUGUACAUUCCACUCCUGUCCUCCCCGUCCAUCCACUCAUUAAACGUGUCCGCUCAGCUUGGACGGUGGCUGCAUCGAUGCAAAAUGGGUUGUGGCAAUUCCUCAGCCACCAGCACCACAGGAGGAGGGCCAGCAGAAGCCUCCAAAGAUGUGACAGAAGAUCCCUCAGCAGAAGAUGAGAAAAGAAGGAACUAUGGUGGUGUGUAUGUAGGUCUGCCAGCAGACCUAACGACUGUGGCUGCCAGCCAGUCCAAAGCUACACGUAAAGACUAGCAACCAUUCAAGGAAACGCAACAGAGGAUCCUGCAUAUUAAUUUACGUACAAACAGUCACAUUACAAGCAAAGAGCAUGUAAGCCCUCUGAUUCUGCCCCACCACAGACUGAAUAAAGUCUCAGGCACUAAUACUCUACGAAGAUGUGGACGGCCUGCAGGGGCUGGGGGGAUGUUCCCUCACAGAGUAAUGGGUGGCAAAGUGAAACAGAGGUGCACAUCAGAGGCCUGCAAGUGGAUUGUAUCAUCGCCCUUUACUUUGCAAAUACUAGGAAAGCACUCAAUCUGGGACUAGCAGCUGUGGACAGCGGCACCGGACUUAUCGACAGUCAUCUGGAUUUCUCGGUCAAUUCACUGGAAAUUUCUCUUUCUCAGGAGGAGACAGAUGAUCCAGCCAACUUACUAAAUAACUGGGUGGGGGCUGACACACUCCCAACAGCCCUCUGCAAUAAUAAUCACUGCUCAGUUAUUUCUCUAAAACGCCAUCAAUGAUUCAUUGUGUGGCAGGGAUAGAGUUAUAGAGAGACAGAGAUAAACCAGAGUUACACACACACACACACACACACACACACAAAAAAGCAGCAAACACAUUCCUGUUAACGUAUAAUAACGGAACAUCUCAGUGUUGUUGAAAAUAGUGCUGAUUGCAAUCAGGGUCCUGCUGCUGCAACAGAAAAGUCUGAAAUGACACUGAUUUUAACAAUGGCUCUAAAUGUUAAUAACAGCGACGAGUCAAGUCGAGGGUUUCACAGAUGAUGUUCCUAAAUGUCCCGAGUGCAGCAGGCAGGUCGUACCUGAUGUUAUCACUUAGCUUGGCCCCAGACUGAUUAUGUAACCACAGCAUAUGAGUCAUGAUACUUAGAGGAGCUCUCCCUGUCCACCCGUCUCUCUCUCUCUCUCUUUCCGUCCUUCUCAAUUGUCUGCAGGAUUGUAUUUUCCUGUUCCCCCUGUUUAUACUGCUUGUGGCUCAUUCACAUAAUUCUUAUAAUUUCGCUCCAGAUGUAGAACUGACACAGUUUCUUCAAAUCACACAACAUCCAUCUAUCUUACACACAACUGAAAAAAGAGAAAAAAAACAUGUCUUAAUAUUUCAUAUUCAUUUGCAAAAAAAAGGAAAAACAAAAAUAACAAAAAAAUGUGAAGAAUAGAGACAGCCGCCCAAAAAAGUGAAUUUUUUUCUCUUUGGUGAAACUGCCGUUGUAGCAACUCCAUUGAAUUUAUUAUAAUUCUACUUUAUACUGUAUAAGCAUAGUUGUUUAUGUUUGUUUGCUUUUUGUUAUCUUUAUAUGAAAUGUGUUAUUUUGUAUUUUUUUUAGACUGUCAACAAGUCCUAAUGAAAAAAAAAAUGAAAUCAAAGAUUCUUGUGUCUAACUUAGGCUUUGCUCAAUCCACUCUAAGGUUGAGAUAAACUCUGCGACCCUGUUCACACUUAAUGCUAAAAUGCUUCUCGGGCGAUUGGAUCAAGAUUGGACUACAGCGACACGUUGCUGUUUUAUAUCUGCGAAUCUGUGACAAUCAUGUGUCUCCAGCUGUCUUUGCUACUGUUGAACACAGAUGUUUCAUUGCCACUCAAGUGCCAGAUUUACUUUAGGUCAGCAAAGAGAACGAGAACUAAUAUUUGUGUACGAGUUAUUCCGGCUAUUGAUAUUGUAAUUUGUGAGACAAAAUGAAGGAAAUGUUCUGUCUGCAACAAGGACGAUGCUUCACAACAAUUUUCCAGGUUGUUUCUUGUUUUAGGCAAUUCAGAAAAUGAAAGCAUUGACCUUACAAUAAAUAUGUGGCUCAAACCAACACAGAAAGCGCUUUGAGUAAGUGGAUCAGAUUGCAUGAUAUUGAUUGUUCUUUAUCUUUAUCACUGUCCGUGUGUAAUUUGAUCCCAGAAGGUGCAAUUUAUAAUCAAGUGUAGGCAGAGUCUAUGUGUUUCUCCACCAUAUUGUUAAGAGAUUUCUUUUUAAAGAAUUUGGGCAUUGCAGGAACAAAUGAAUUCUAAUAGAUGGUGCAUUAGUAGAUCAAUUCGUUGUUGGGAUCGGUCCAUUUGUGAAGUUUGUUGACCUCGAGAAAAAAAUACACAAUAUAAUCAGCCUUAUACUUUAACAGUAAAACCUCAUCAAGCACUACGAUGUUCCCAGAAAAGAAAAAACACAUUACAGCUGGGCGAGCAUUAAGGUCUAAGGUCAUUUGUCAGCCAGACUCUUGACAGUUCUCUCCUCUAAUGAAUGUACAACAUCUUCCACUGACCAAGACUUUAGGGGAGGGUGGAAAUAGGCCAACUUUAAACACUUGAGAUUCAAGAGAUGUUCUGUCUGAGCUACACAAAGCUCUUUAUACGCCUGUCUGUGUAGCUCUGACUGCCUCAACUGACCAGCCUCAAUAAAAAUGAGGACUUGUUUCACCCUGCCAGCACACAAGCUUACUGUUUACUGUUUUAUCAGUUUUUCUUGCGAGUGGCGCAUCACCAGUUAUCAGUCGAGCUGAUACCAAGGGAUUUCGUGUAGUGUCUUUUGCGAGCCAUUUGUCUACUCACAUUGUUGCAGUGUGUGAAUUGUUCACCUGUUGUAGAGACAGAUUAUACUGCAGAUACAAAGAGCUGCUUCAUGUACUUUGUAGUUAAUGGUGAAUAAUAAAAGGAGCUGAAGUGUGCCUACAGUGCCAGAUCACAAAUUUGAUCAGGAAACCCACCUGAGACGUUGCAUUUUUGCUGUCCCUUUUCUUUGAUGCCUACAUUUUUUCCCUACCGCACCGGUGGCCUUUGGCUUUUACAGCGUGUUGUGCUGCCUGCCUCUCCCUCUUCAAUCAGCCUCACGUUGCCCUUUAUGGUUGUUCCUCCUGUAUAUGAUGAAUGUCACUGCCUUUGCCCUAUUCAGUUAGCUUAACAGGGACAAGGGGGCAGAAUGUGGAUGAAUAUAACCGUCUGAUGUCCUCUACAUUAAAAUGCUGCUGUAGUUUGCUGCAGUACAGCGUGUUGAAUGUAGUAGGGGUGGGCUGUGCUUAUAGAAGAUUUUUUGGGGGAGGAACUGCUAUGGACGUUAAAUGCUAAUCAAAGCUAGCUACCAGCAACCUGUUAGCUUAGCAUAAACUUUGGAAACAGGGAAACAGCCUACCUUUAAAGGUCACCAUUUAACACGUAACAUCAAAAGUAAUUUUUAAAAGGACACUUCUGUUGAUACAAGCAAGAAAGGAAUGAAAUGCCUUUCUUCAAACUGUAAUACUAUUCUUACGGUUUAGUUGUAUAAUGAUGCUGAAAAUUCUGGACACCACCUGGAGUCAGAGUAGCUGUUAAAUAUUUUAUUUAUUCCAACACUAGAAAAGACCUGAAGUAGUCAUAGAAAGCCCUCCACCCCCCCACCAAUGUCACUUCAUGGUUUUGACCACUGUAAAAUUUUAUGAUUCAAGAGGUAAUAAGUGAGGUUCUUGGGUUGUUCAAUGAUGUUCUAUGCUUAAAAAACACUUUAUGGGAUAUUUAUCAUGUCUGUCUUUCACGCAUAAAUAAUAUUUACUGAUCACUCCUUUCUAAACCUAAUCUAUCAAUGAUGCUGAAGAUUAAAAAAAAUGUGACUGCCUCUGUGCAACAAAUCCACAAUUUUCUGAUUGAAUUAUCAACAAUUAAAGACUUUUAUACCG